Molecule: messenger RNA, 711 nt
Organism: Schistosoma intercalatum
Lineage: Eukaryota; Metazoa; Platyhelminthes; Trematoda; Strigeidida; Schistosomatidae
Source: the annotation of a GenBank genome assembly
AUGCCUAUUUCUAAUAAUCCUCAUUAUUGUCAUGAGCAAAUCCAAAUACCUCCAGCUCUUCCAGACAUUUUAAAGCAAUUCACCAAAGCAGCUAUCAGAACGCAACCUAAAGACGUUCUCAAGUGGUCUUAUGCAUAUUUUAAAGCGAUAGCACAAAGUGAAAUACCACCAGUUAAAGAAAGACUUGAGCUUCCAAUAAGUACACAAAAAACAGACACAGGUUUAACACCAGGAAUUUUAAGAAUUUUAAAUAACCAGCUUGCGUCAUUGAAAAUCGUAUCGUUAUCUGUCAUUGAAGAAAAAUGGAAAGAUUUGUCGCUACCGGUUGAACGAUUCCAAGAAAUUUGUCGCAUAGGAAAUUUCGCAAAUAUCUGUGAAUGGAGGUGGUUUUUAGCACUUGCUGCUUCUGAUUUAUGUGCCACAUUAUCAGAAACUUUGAAAUUGUUAUGUGAAAUUUUAACGGCAGAUCCUGAAGGUGGGGCAGCUAGAUUACCAUUUGAGCAAUGGCUAGAAUUCUAUCGUUAUCUUGCGAAAAUCGAUGAUAUACCAGAUGAACAUAUUAAUAAAGUGUUAGCUCAUUUGAGUUUUGAUAUUGCAACUCAAAAUGGUGCGAUUGCACCUCGUAAUUUUAUGCAUAAAAAUUGUCCGAAAUUAAAUCCGAGCGAUGAAGUAAAUUUACAUGCUUUCAUAGAAUCAACGGUUGAAGACUAA